Messenger RNA from Gigantopelta aegis, 1406 nucleotides. Its product is annotated as methyltransferase-like protein 27. The transcript is spliced from 6 exons. The record is from RefSeq and is a predicted model, not a curated record. Bases 154 to 1311 code for a protein of 385 amino acids. NCBI's taxonomy places the organism in Eukaryota, Metazoa, Mollusca, Gastropoda, Neomphalida, Peltospiridae.
AACAUCCUGGACACAACAACGGAGGACUCGCUACUCCCCUCCAGACCACGACGACGAAUAAAUCUACCAGGUCGAUUUAAGGAUUUUGUGUUGAACUAACAUUCACCAUGUUUUUGUUCUAGCCACGACAUAGAAAUAUACUGUGUCAGUGUCAUGAAUCUGCAUUUAACUAUCGUUUACCAUGUUUUAUUCCAGACCCCAAUGACAAGAACAUCUACCGCGUCGAUUUUGACGAUUUUGUGUUUUGUUUUAAUAGUAACCAUACAUUUAUUAUACUUACAGACAGUAAGUCCUAACCUUAACAUUAACAGUACAAAAACAAAAAGAAGAAAAAAAGUGGUUACGCCAGAUAUUAUGUUGGCAACCUUGGUUGGAGUUAUCUCCCUAGGUGUUUUGGGUGAAAGUAAUCGCCCUUGUUUUUCACUCUUCCUUCUCCUUUUGUAUUUGUCAAGUAAAGUUGUGUUUUACUUUCUAAGUUUGUGUUUCCGAUCAGUAACUAUUAGGGUGGCAACUUUUCUCUUAACUGGCGAUUUUAGAUGGUAUUUCCCCGUUUUGAACAACGUGACAGACUCUUUGUUUCACAGUAUUGUAACUUUAUCCAGGAUUAUCAGAAUGGCUGAGGAGAAGGCAAAACGUUUUACUGAGGAUAGUCAUGACGUCAGCGCCGUUGCAUACUUGGCCAAUUACGGAGCUCACCGAGUGGGAAUAUCCAAAGACGAGUCAUGUGACUACUACACUCGCUGGGCCAAAUCAGGGGGGUAUGAAAAAGAUUUGGCGAUUGGGCGUUACAAUGGGCCGGUGUUUGCUGCCCAAGCAGUGGCGGAAUUCUUUCCGCGCGGAAGGAACCUCGUUAGGAUUCUAGACGUGGCCGCAGGAACUGGUUUUGUUGGCGAACAGCUGAAACAGCUAGACUUUACCAACGUCGAUGCGCUUGAACCCUCUGAAGGAAUGGUCGCCGUGGCGAGGAAGAAAAAUGUUUAUAAAAACGUUUACUUGGAUUUCUUAAACGGAACUAAACUGACUAUUCCAGAUGGAAGCUACGACUGCUGUGUGAUAGCAGGCGGCAUGGGUGAAGGUCACAUUCCAUGUUCGGGUCUCCGAGAACUUAUCAGAAUUACCAAACAAGGCGGUCUGGUGUGUAUCGUGAUGCGAGAGGAAUACUUGCAGUAUGUAGAGGAGUACAAAGAUCGACUGGAACCACUCCUACAGAAGUGGGAGGCGGACGGUCUUUGGAAACUAGUGUCCAGAGAGAUCGUGAAGAAAUAUUCCUUCGACAAUAAUGGCGUUGUAUUUAAAUAUUCUGUAUGUUGAAUGACAUUUUAAAAGACUGUGUAUUGUACCGUUUUGUAAACAAAUUAAUUUUGUAUGUGCAAACUGUAUGUGGAAAUAAACUAUGACGCAUCUUA